AUGGCGGCCACCGAACGCCCCGUCGUCCUCCCAGGCGAGACGAUCGACCCUUCUCUGAUCCCUUCCGACCCCAAGAAGGCCCUCCGCCUGGGCCCAGGGCUUCGACACAUCCCUCCCACCGACAUCGUCCCGACAGUGGCCGGACAACUCAUGACCAACCCAGUCAAGAACUCCAUGUGGAUUGAGUACAACUCCAACCGCUACAUCCCCGCCCCCAACGACAUCGUGCUCGCCCAGGUCCUCCGCUCGACGACCGACUUCUACCUCUGCACCCUCUCCCCGCACACGGCGCCGGCGACGCUGCCGCACCUGGCCUUCGAGUCGGCGACCAAGAAGACGCGGCCGGUGCUGGCGCCCGGCCAGCUCGUCUACGCGCGCGUGACGGUCGCCAACAAGCACAUGGACCCGGAGCUCGAGUGCGUCAACUCGUCGACGGGCAAGGCGGAGGGGCUCGGCCCCGUCACGGGGCCCGGGUGCGUCUUCGACGUCAGCCUCGGCUUCGCGCGGCGCCUGCUGAUGGCGCGGAGCCGGGAGGACGGCGGGAUCGCCGUCCUCGAGAUGCUGGGCGGGGAGGAGGGCGGCGGGCUGGCGUUCGAGACGGCGGUGGGCAGGAACGGCAAGGUCUGGGUGGGCAGCGAGAGCGCGCGGACGGUGGUGCUGGUGGGGAGGGCGCUGCAGGAGACGGAUCGCGCGCGGCUGGGCAUCGAAGGGCAGCGCAGGCUGGUCAAGAAGUUGGUUAGGGAGAUGAGGUGA
Thermothelomyces thermophilus ATCC 42464 is the source of this 753-nucleotide messenger RNA. RefSeq lists its product as uncharacterized. The record is from RefSeq and is a predicted model, not a curated record. The coding region runs from base 1 to 753 and encodes 250 amino acids. Gene Ontology annotation, biological process: U4 snRNA 3'-end processing; CUT catabolic process; TRAMP-dependent tRNA surveillance pathway. The transcript has 2 exons. Gene Ontology annotation, cellular component: nuclear exosome (RNase complex); cytoplasmic exosome (RNase complex). Gene Ontology annotation, molecular function: RNA binding. Lineage: Eukaryota; Fungi; Ascomycota; Sordariomycetes; Sordariales; Chaetomiaceae.